Beta vulgaris subsp. vulgaris (sugar beet) is the source of this 1004-nucleotide messenger RNA. RefSeq names its product psbP domain-containing protein 6, chloroplastic. The coding region runs from base 103 to 894 and encodes 263 amino acids. The record is from RefSeq and is a predicted model, not a curated record. The transcript is spliced from 3 exons. Lineage: Eukaryota; Viridiplantae; Streptophyta; Magnoliopsida; Caryophyllales; Amaranthaceae.
UUCUCAACCAACCAAUCCCAACCAAUUAUAUAAACCUCAUCCAAAACUUUCACAUUCUCUCCCUCCUCACCUCCAUCUCUCUCUCUCAUUUCUGACAUAAACAUGGCUACUGCUUCACUAACACAACUUCCCCUCACAUCAUCAUCAACAACAACCUCCACCAAAUCCAACUUUUCUGCAACAAAACCAUUAUCAUUACAAUUACAUGCACAAAAACAAGAACAAGGAAAGCUUAUAAUAAGAAGAGAUUUGCUUAGAGGACUGUCUUUCCUACCUCUUGUAAUAAAAGUCUCUCCUUCACAAGCUAAAGAAAUUGAAGUGGGUUCUUAUUUGCCAACUUCUUCUUCUGAUCCUUCUUUUGUUUUGUUUAAAGCAUCUACCAAGGAUACUCCUGCUCUUCGCGCAGGGAAUGUAGCACCCUACCAAUUUGUGUUGCCACCAACAUGGAAGCAGCUGCGGAUAGCCAACAUAUUGUCUGGGAACUAUUGCCAACCAAAGUGUGCAGAACCAUGGGUUGAGGUCAAAUUUGAAGAUGAGAAACAAGGGAAGAUCCAAGUUAUAGCUUCCCCUCUCAUCCGCCUCACCAACAAGCCUAAUGCUACCAUCGAAGAAAUUGGCAGCCCUGAGAAGCUGAUCGCUUCUCUAGGACCUUUUGUUACCGGAAACUCUUAUGACCCAGAUGAAUUGCUCGAGACUUCCAUUGAGAAGCUUGGUGAUCAGACGUACUACAAAUAUGCAUUGGAGACGCCAUUUGCUCUGACAGGAACGCACAAUCUCGCCAAAGCAACAGCAAAGGGGAGUACAGUCGUAUUAUUUGUCGCCAGUGCAAACGAGAAACAAUGGCAGACCUCCCAGAAAACUCUGCAAACCAUACUAGACUCUUUUCAAGUUUAGUCAUCUGCUGAAAUAUGUUUUCCAACCAUCAAUCUACUGCUUAUACUGUAAUACUAUAUAAUAUACUACAGAUGAGAUUAUUGGAUAGAGUGAAAAUAUAUUCUUGCUCA